This is a messenger RNA of Paramisgurnus dabryanus, 2001 nucleotides long. It is a transcript of the gene galr1b, whose product is annotated as galanin receptor 1b. Gene Ontology annotation, biological process: G protein-coupled receptor signaling pathway. Lineage: Eukaryota; Metazoa; Chordata; Actinopteri; Cypriniformes; Cobitidae. Gene Ontology annotation, cellular component: plasma membrane. The record is from RefSeq and is a predicted model, not a curated record. Gene Ontology annotation, molecular function: G protein-coupled receptor activity.
CAUGUCUUUGCUCUUUGACCCAAAGACAUGAUCGUUAUGACAGGAAGGUAAAAGUCGUUAUUAAUUAAACUUGGCGACAGUAUAUUGGUCUCCCAUAAAAUUUAAUCGUACACGACAACAUCACGACACAUGACACGCGCUUCCGGGGGAAAACUUUCAGUAGCUACUGCGCGUUUGACUGUGAUCCAGCGUCUUCCCUGGGAAGAAAAUGCAGUAUGAUGGGCGCUGUCACCAGUGUUUCACAGCCAGCCGGUGCAUUUCCCAGCUCAGUUCAUAAAUGAGCCAGCGCGCAACGGCCAGGAUCUGUAGGUGUGCGCAACUUGGGAAAAUAACGCAUGGAUCAAAAUGAGAAACUGAACUAUAUGGAAUGAUUGUACCACUUUCUUUGCCCAGAAACGGACUUGCGUCCUGUAAUUUCUACUGGACUUGAAUCGUGAAACCAAGCAAACAUGGGGUUAUCCCGAAAUGAAACGAUAUUUUUGGCAGAGGACCACAUGGAAACGAACCAAACGACCGACGCUUUUGGUCCGGAGGUGGUGAUUGUUCCUGUCGUCUUUGGGUGUAUAUUUUUUCUGGGAAUUAUUGGGAACACUCUAGUGAUGGUUGUUAUUGGGAAAAUUAAGUCAAGGCGCUCGAGAAGCACCACUAACAUUUUCAUUUUAAAUCUAAGUAUAGCAGAUUUGUGUUUUCUUCUGUUCUGCGUCCCGUUUCACGCCACCAUCUACUCUCUUCCCGAGUGGAUCUUCGGGGCGUUUCUGUGUAAAUUCGUGCACUAUUUUCUCAUGGUCAGCAUGCUGGUGAGCAUUUUCACACUUGUUGCAAUGUCUGUGGACAGGUACAUUGCCGUGGUUCUCUCAAAAAAGUCCCCAUGUAUUCGUAACCGGAGGAAUGCGCUCAUUGGCGUGUGUGUCAUCUGGAUGCUUUCUUUUAUCUUUGCCGUCCCGGUUGCGCAGCACCAGAUUUUGAUGGAUCACCCCAAGGCUCCUAACAGCUCGUUCUGCUGGGAGAUUUGGACCGAACGGGUGGCCAAGCACACCUAUAAAGUCACCAUUCUCGUGAUAGGUUAUCUGUUACCUUUGGUUUUGAUCACAUGUUGUUAUGCCAAGGUGUUGUAUCAUCUUCAUAAAAAAAUGAAAAAUAUGUCAAAGAAGUCUAAACGUUCAAAGCGAAAGACAGCUCAGACGGUGUUGCUGGUUGUUGCUGCUUUCCUCAUCUGCUGGAUGCCUCAUCACAUCAUAGCAAUGUGGGUGGAGUUUGGCCAGUUCCCUUUGAACGAUGCUUCCUUUGCUUUUCGCAUCAUGUCACACUGCCUGGCCUACGGAAACUCCUGCGUCAACCCCAUUCUUUAUGCCUUCCUCUCUGAAAACUUCCGAAAAGCCUGCAAGCAGGUCUUCACAUGUCGUUUUUUUUAUUCUCCUCCACCUGUGGAGAAAGUGGUGCGCAUACGCAUGGAGAACUUCUCCACAACGCAUUCCACCACUAACAUAUAAAAACUCAAAAUGUGUUACCAUCACUGUUAAAAUUUCACCAGAAGGGGGCAAAGGCGGUUUUGUUGUUUUAUGCUUUGUAGCUUUAUGUCAUAGAUUUCAUCCAAGGAAGAAAUGAAUAACAAAGACAGUUGUAUUAAACAAAUUUGCUUAUGAAAAGGGAGUUUUUUUCAUUAUUAUUUAUGUACAUAUUUAAUGUGUUUUUAAUGUUUAUGAAAAUAAGUGAAACUGUAGAAACUCAAUUAUUUAAUUACCGUAUAUGAUAAGUUUAUGUUUUAAAGAAGCAAUGAAGAACAUUACAGUGUUUGUAAAUGACCUGCAAAGUGUUGACCUAUACACCAUUUGUGUACUUUAUGUAGUAUUUUAACAAACACUUAGUUUAACAUGCCAGCUGAGAUAUUGUCUUGUGCACUGUGAUUUACUAUUUAUUCAUCAACAUCAGUUUACAUGUAUUAUGUCGUCUACUAUGGUUUUAUGUCAUUAAUAAAUUAAAUAAAAUGCCUAAUUUAAGGAA